Melitaea cinxia (Glanville fritillary) is the source of this 988-nucleotide messenger RNA. RefSeq names its product calcyphosin-like protein. Bases 10 to 801 code for a protein of 263 amino acids. The transcript is spliced from 8 exons. The record is from RefSeq and is a predicted model, not a curated record. Gene Ontology annotation, molecular function: calcium ion binding. Lineage: Eukaryota; Metazoa; Arthropoda; Insecta; Lepidoptera; Nymphalidae.
CCAGUAACAAUGGCAUUUCCAGAAAUUUUAGUUGUGUUCGCGGUGUUCGCAAUGUGUGCUGCGGCGCCGAGUGAUCCCUGCUUUAACUACGGGGACGCGCCUAAUUCCAGCAGAGGUGACAAAAAAGACACCAAUUUGAACAUAAUGGACGCCGGAUUAGCGUUGCACCGUCCUCAGUCAGCUUCCUCCCGUCAAGAAGAGGAAUUGAUCCAGAAGAGUACGCGUGCUCUCGCCAACACAACUGAUCCGUUGGAGAAGCUGCGUCUGCUUUGUCUCUCACGCGGCGCUUCUGGCAUCGUUGGUCUUGGAAGAAUUUUCCGACGAAUGGACGAUGAUGGAAGCAAGCAACUCAACAAAGAGGAGUUCCUCAACGGCAUCAAGGAAACUGGAUUGGAAAUAAGCAAAGAGGAAGCUGAAGAACUAUUCGCAAAAUUCGACACGGAUAAGAGCGGCUCAAUCAGUCUCGACGAGUUUCUCAUUCAGAUACGACCACCAAUGUCAGAAUCUCGUCGCGCUAUCGUCGAGCAAGCGUUCAAGAAACUCGACAAGUCAGGCGACGGCGUCAUCACCAUCGACGACGUCCGCGGAGUUUACUCUGUUACUGCACAUCCUAGAUACAUGAGUGGUGAGGAUUCAGCUGAUACAAUCCUGAACAAGUUCCUCGCUAACUUUGAAACUGAAGGGUCCAUCGACGGAAAGAUAACACUCGAAGAGUUUAUGAAUUACUACAGCGGUAUAAGCGUUUCCAUCGACAAUGACUGCUAUUUCGACCUGAUGAUGCGUAAGGCUUAUAAGCUGUAAGGCAACGUGUAUAUCAUUCUUUCUCGCUCUCUUACACAUUACAUACGUACAGAGCGAAAAGAUAGUAUAUAUAUCAAGUGCACCAAUUCCGUGUUUACUUUACUAAUAUCGAUGUUAUAAAUAUUACUAAUAAUAUUAUUUAAAUUAUCGUGUGACAACUAUUAUAUCUAAUAAAAACUUAUUUUAA